GGAGCAGAUAUCCGAGGAAGAUUCACUAAAACGGAGGAUUGUCUCACGGAGUUCGGCAGGGCCUUUUGUCUGCCGCACUCACACUCAUUGAUCAUUGGAGCUCACCAGAGAUCGACUGAAAUUUCAGUAUAAAUAAAUGAGGAAAUUUUUACGUCACAAACGGGCUUUUCAGUGCUUUACGACACCUCGCGACAUUUGUGGAAGUUUCAUUCCGCGAUCCAAUCCAAAAGAGGCUGCGCAGGAGCUCCACCAGUCAGAGGCCGGAGUGGGUGCUGUGGCUCUGCCGCCUGCGCGCCGCCGCCGCUCAUUGAGCGCGGCCGGGCACGCUCCGCCCCGCCGCCGCCGCCGCUCUCAGCUGGAUGUGACAGAGGCGCGGUCACGGCAGCGACUCACACCCGAACCGAGCCGAACCGACCCGGGAGCAGCAGCACCGCUUCGGUGUCUCACAUCUGCAGGUGCUCCUCGGAAGUUCUUCUUCACCUCUUCGCUCCGGGUUCGUUUGUUCGUGAUGGAGGACUCGGAGGCGGAGCUGGUGGUGUCGGAGCCUGACGCCCUAGGUGCUGACUUCAUUACGGUGGAGUUGGACACGCAGCCCAUUGAGUACGUAGUGAAGUGGGCAGAGGUUGGCUCCAAGUUCACCAUUUCCUGCGUGAAGAAGGACUCGGACGACCCAUCGGACCUGACCGCCGACCAGCUGAAAAUCGAGACGGAUGAGGCGUUUUUCGCUCCGUAUGAGGAGGUGUACCCUUGUGAGGUGACGGAGCAGAGCGUGGAAAUAAAGACGGACUCUGACGAAGAGGACGACGGCGUGGAGGAGCACGAGGUGCUGGUGGAGGCGGGCAGCAGCCAGUUGGACGGGGAGGCCGAUUCGGACCAGGACAACUAUGAGCCUGAUGAACGGCAGUUCCGCUGCAGCUACUGCGGGAAGUGCUACAGUCAUGCCUCCAGCCUGUAUCGCCACCAGCAGACGCACACGGGCAAGAGCUCGGGAGCCACACCGCUUGCCAAGCGAGCACUGGAGCCGACGCACCAGGACGCACGCUACACCUGCCCCCACUGCGGCAUGAGCUUCAAAGGAAGCAGGAUGCUGGGCAGCCACCUGCGGCUGCACGGGAAGCGGAGGAUCCACCCCUGCAACAUCUGUGGAAAGGAGUUCAACCACAGUUCCAGCCUGUCCCGCCACCGUCUCAUCCACAAGAAGGGCAAGGGCAUCCCCAAGGACGCCGCCAUUGGCACAAAUGUGGCAGCCCUGCGCCACUCGCUGAAGGCCGGUGCCAAGAACCGGAAGACCAAGCGGCAGCAGCACGUUGCGACUGCCGUCAUCCAGGGUGGAGAUAAGUUCUAUGCCUGCCCGCAGUGUGACAUGACGUUCCGGACGUCCACGCAGCUGUCGAAGCAUCAGGUGACGCACGUGAAGGAGCUGCUGGACAACUACACGCCGGGCAAGGAGAACCUCGUCGAGACCUCGUCCGACCUUAAGAUCCGCCUCAAGCUCUGCUCCCGCGACAAACCUAACUUCUACACACUGUGCAAGAAGAACCGCCGCCGCCGGGCCGGACGGGCCGCCAAGCGGGGCCAGACCUCUUCCGAGGAUGAGGACGCCCCAGGUGGAGGGCGCCAUGGCUGUGGCCAGUGCGGGAAGCAGUUCAGCCAUGCCUCCAGCCUGGCACGACACCAACUGACCCACCGGGCGGCUGACGGCGACGGGCGCGGGAAGCUGCAGCAGCACCCGAAGACCGGGCACUCUGCCAAGAACAAGACGUACACGUGCGCAGCGUGCAACAAGACCUUCAUGCACUCAUCCAGCUUCUCGCGCCACAAGAAGGCCCACAUGGAGGAAGAGCAGCGUGCCCGUGCUGCCGCUGCCAAGCGCCGGAAGAGGCCCGUGCUGGAUGAGACGGCGCCGCUCGAGUCUGACUCAGAGUGAAGGUGCCGGUCCGGGACCAGUUCUGGAAGGUUCUGAUUGGAAGCGUUCUGGACCAGUUCUCCUCCAGUUCUGGACCCGUUGGGACAGAUUCUGGUUGUCCAGGUUUCACGAACUGUUGGUUCUUCUCUGGUGUAGAUAGCAGCAGGAUAUCCACUCGUGGCCGCACGGCGGGAGGCCCUCCGCCGGCACACACAUCCAUAUAUGGUCAAAACUGACCGUUGGCUAAACGCUCUUACAAAUGGAUUAGAUUUACCUGCCCCGCCCCCUGCACCUAUCUGUCCGCAGUCAAGCAGACUCUUCAUUCUGCCUUCUCCACAGUCCUGUUUCCCAUAAGCCACCUGGAGCAGAGAGGCUAGAGUAAUGCAGAGCAGCAUGUGAAACGGAGUCCUGACAUCAUCAUACCUGCAGGUUCAAUUUCCAAACUUUUAGUGAUCAAUCAUUCCGAUCGAUCAGAGCCGAUCGGUUGUUUUGAUCGUUCAUCAGACUGUAUUCACCACCUUUGAUCUCCACACACAGCCAACAAACAGAUUAUUGAUCAGUGAAGGUGAUUGGUGCGAUCAGAAGUUUUCUAAAUUGGUCUUAAGCCGAUAAAACCGAUUGAAUAAUCAAUGAUUAUUUUUCUCUUCCGAUCAUAAUAUUGGAGCUUGGCUCAAUCACUAAUAGACUCCUCGCUCACUUCCUGCGUCUCCUCUGGCUCUGAUGCGUUUUCUGCCUCUGUUCAUCUCUAUCGUUGUUCUCUUCCUGUCAGACAGCUCCACCCACUCCCCUUUAAGUGACUGACCUGAUUGGCUGAAGUUCUUCCUAGCGCUGCAUUCUGAUUGGUCUGCUGCGUUUCACCUUCCACUUUUUUUUUUUUUUUUUUUUUUUUUUUAAAACACGUUAGCAUGUGACCUCCAUGACUGGUCAGUCAUGUUUGCUGAUGUCAGAGGUCGAGGUCAAACUGUUCUACUUAUUUGUGAAUUUGAUGUAAUAUAGAACCAAAUAUUUAAACUUUACAACAAACAAUUUAAAGUAACACUGCCCAUCGCUAUCCUGUAGCUUCAUCUUUGUCAUCAACAGCAGGAAAUGGUUUUCAAAGUAAAAGUCUCCAAAUCAGUUUGGUUUGUUCCUGACUUCCACCCAAUCAGCUGAUUUCAGGAAGUCGGUGACACAUAAACGCAGAUGGUGAUCCUCCAAGACGCUUCAAGUAAAAUCAGACCUGCGCACUCAGACGGACCUGUCCAAAUUCCCGAACCGAACUCACAGAUUCAGAGCAGCUGAUUGGACGCAGAGAAACGAUUGUUAACCGUGAGCAGACGUCAAAGAUCAGAUCUCAGGUUUCAGCUCUGCCCAGAGCGCCUGAAUAUCGGAACCACGUCUGAACACGUGCUCAGAGCAGGUCACCUGAACUCUGAAACUGAUGGUCAGGUGACCUCUGCGAGCUGAUCUCAGGUAUGCGGAGGCAAAAUCCAAAAACUAAAAUUCAAAUGUGGAAGAAUAACGAAGGAAUGUGAAGGUUGAGAGUUUUUGUCGGUCGGCGCUCGAACUGAUCCAUCUGAUCAGUCUUUGAUCUGCUCAGAGUAUCUGAAACAACCAUCUGCUUUAGUGUCACGGACGGUCUGAAGCUGCUGCUCAAAUGUGGUUCGCUCAGCCAGGAACACCUGGAACACCUGGAGGAGAGUCCCUGUGACCAAUCGGAGGAGACAUCCAGUUGGGCUGGUUCGUAUUUCUGAUGUUGGACUCGAGUGAACGUCUUAUCGAUGUGGUUCAUUGUUCAGAUCAGUCCGAGCUGAGGUGGACUGAUGAGAGCAAUCGGUCUGAUCGGAAGUAGAUGGAUUGGUCUGAUUAGGAACAGGAAAAAAAGUUUGAGUGUAAAAAUUCCCAGACUGAUUGGUUAAUCUGACACUUGGUGAGCAGUGGGACUGAUCGGACUGAUCGAUCUAAGAUGUUUAAAAAAAAAUCCUGCAGAUGUUUGUUGAAAUCAUCGGGAUUCUGAUGGACUCUCCAAAAUAAAAGCCUGUGGAGUGCGCCUGAACCCCCCCCGCUCCCCGCCCCCUGCUCUCACACACACACACACACACACACACACAUUCUGUUUCCUGCUUAUUGACACUUUGAGACUUUUACUGUGUGAAUCGAUUGGAUUUAAUUUAAUUCUGAUCUAUUUAUGAGUGUGUGCAGGCGGCGGUGGCGUUCUGUACAAAACAAGGCUCCUCCCGCGCCUCCAUGUUCUGGUUUGUUUCGGGCCUUGAAGCCGCCGUUCUCCUCUGUCCACGGCGCUCUUAGAUCCAUGUUGUGUUGGUUUGUUGGGUUUGCAGCGCCGACUGCUGAUAGGUCGUUCAUUGUGUCGUGUUUGCUGAUAGAAUAAACCAGUUGACAUGUU
Molecule: messenger RNA, 4289 nt
Organism: Oreochromis niloticus (Nile tilapia)
Lineage: Eukaryota; Metazoa; Chordata; Actinopteri; Cichliformes; Cichlidae
Product: zinc finger protein 135
Exons: 3
Coding region: 137-1927 (596 amino acids)
Biological process (GO): regulation of transcription by RNA polymerase II
Molecular function (GO): RNA polymerase II cis-regulatory region sequence-specific DNA binding; DNA-binding transcription factor activity, RNA polymerase II-specific
Source: RefSeq, a predicted model, not a curated record